UGAAUGGGCAAUGAUCUCAGGAAGUACAGUGGUAAAUAGAUGUAAAAAUGUUUUGAUGUCAAUAUUUCAUGUUUAUAAUAUUAACAGAGGAAAUGUAAUGUUUGACCGCGAUUUCAAUAGCAGGUUUAAGCCUUUUAUAGAGCAACUAUGUAAGUCGGCUAAUGCAGUCAGUAACUUAAGGAAUUGGUUGGCGACAGUUCAAAAGACAAAAAGGAGAUUCUUAUCUACCCUAUCCUAUAUUGCCUUUGGUUGUUUGAAGUGCUCCUUUUUGAGUGUUAAAUGCCUGACCCCAUGAACUAUUGUAAAGUGCAUGCUUUAUGUUUCACGGUGGAGAACAAAAGUUGCAGUUGCUUGCAUGAAAGAGAAAGGUACGGAUGCGUCUAUAUAUGCUCCAGGAUGCAGAGAGAUGGACAUCUUCUGUUAGAAAGCUGUUUGAGGACUUUGUGCACAUUAGUCUCCUGCUCUGUUCUCCCGGAACCAUGGCUGUUGUGGAGCUCAAGGUUGGAAUGCACUGCGAAAGGUGCAUCAAGGCGAUUAAGAAGGCUAUAAAAACGAUCGAUGAUAUGGAGAGCUAUCAACUAGAGACGGAGAUGAACAAGGUCACCGUGACAGGGAACGUGACCCCGGAGGAAGUCGUCAAGGCUCUCCACAAGAUUGGGAAGACGGCAACCUGCUGGACGGAAGAUUGAGAACUGAUGGUUUUCUCAGCCCCACUCUGACAGUCAGUUAGCUAUCAAGUUACUACCUGCAGAUGCUACUCACUACCGGUAACUUGAGCUUAUAGUCUAGCUAAUUACUCGCGAGUAGUAUUAGUUAAUCUGCUUUCCUAGCUUGUGUACCAGGAUCUUUGCACACUGCAGCUAUUCUAGAAAUAAACAGGGACACAUGCUGUGAAAAACGGGUUGCUGCUGCUAGGCGCAGUUACUUGGUCUGGUUGAUGCCAGUCGCGGUCUUGCGGUGUUUUAA
Panicum virgatum (switchgrass) is the source of this 966-nucleotide messenger RNA. Its product is annotated as copper transport protein ATX1-like. Bases 375 to 689 code for a protein of 104 amino acids. Lineage: Eukaryota; Viridiplantae; Streptophyta; Magnoliopsida; Poales; Poaceae. Gene Ontology annotation, molecular function: metal ion binding. The record is from RefSeq and is a predicted model, not a curated record. The transcript has 3 exons.